Caenorhabditis angaria is the source of this 3042-nucleotide messenger RNA. The record is from the annotation of a GenBank genome assembly. NCBI's taxonomy places the organism in Eukaryota, Metazoa, Nematoda, Chromadorea, Rhabditida, Rhabditidae.
AUGGGUUCUGGGGCCUCAAGCGAGGCUGCUCAGGCCACAAAUUUUGUGGGAAUGGGUCGACUUCGAGAAGAUAUGAAGAUGUAUCGAUUAGUUGAUAUGCAUGGUGGUGGAGAAUUGAUUCCAUGGUUAAGAUAUGCGAUGGUUUCAAAUGAUACAUCAUUUAUUGAUGCUUAUAUUGAUACAAAAGUUCGAGAAUUUUUGUAUAAUCAAGGAAAGGGAAAAUUGGUGACGGUUACCGAAUUGGUCAAAUUGAGAAAUAAGGUUGGUUUUGAGAGAAUUACAGAUUCCGAAAUGCCCAAAUAAAAUAACCAGCUUGUCUUUUUCUCACGCACUUUUGCUCAAUCAUCCAGAAUCCCCUAACUUUCUUUUCUUCCAGGAAAGAAACGAACGAUUGGGCGCAUUUUCCCGAAAAAAGGGAAAAGGUAAAAGUGGUCCAAAUGUUCUGGACGACUUUAAUCAAGAAGGUGAAAAUGUUGGUGAUCUCAAAAAAGCCCUAAAACUUCUUGAUGGUGGUGGAAAAGGUGGAAGAAAUGAAUCAAAAUAUCGUGAAAUUGCGUGGAAACUCGAAGAUCGUGGAAGUAUGGGUGAAACUAUCAUCGGAUGUUGUUUACUUCAUGCCACGGAAAUUCACAAUACUUUGGUUCUCAAAAUUCUUGAGGCUUAUCCAAAGUUAUUGAAUGAUAUUCAUAUUUCCGAAGAUUUUUAUGGAUUGACACCUUUGCAUCAAGCAAUUAUUAAUCAGGAUUGUGUUUUGGCUUUCAAGUUUUUGAAAUUGGGAGCUGAUGUGAAUUCAAGAUGUUUUGGUGCAUUCUUUUGCGCUGAUGAUCAGAAAGAUUCCAGAACUGAUUCCUUGGAACAUGAAUAUGUCGAAUUGUCACAGAAAACUAAUUACACCGGGUUGGUUAACCAAAAAAUUAAGAAAUAAAAUAAGAAACAUUUUUUUUUAGCAACAUGUACUUUGGUGAAUAUCCUUUAUCAUUUGCUGCUUGCCUAAAUCAACCCGACUCAUUCCGUCUUCUUCUCGCUUUCAAAGCCAAUGCAAAUGCUCAAGACACAAAUGGGAACACAGUUCUUCAUAUGUGUGUUAUCCACGAAAACAUGGAAAUGUUCAAAUUGGCGCUUGAAAGUGGAGCAAGUCUUCGAACGGUAAAUAAACAAAGUUUGUCACCUUUGACAUUGGCAGCAAAAUUGGCGAAAAAAGAAAUGUUUCGGGAGAUUCUAGAGUUAGAAGGUGAUAGUGUUUGGGCAUAUGGAGAUGCUUCUUCAACAGCUUAUCCUUUGGCUAAAAUUGAUACGAUUAAUGAAACAAGUGGAGAAAUGAAUGAGGCAUCUGCAUUAUCAUUAGUAGUUUAUGGACAAACAAUUGAUCAUUUGGAAUUAUUAGAUGGGUUGUUGGAUACAGUUUUAGAUGCAAAAUGGGAAGCAUUUGCAAAAAAGAAGUAACUAUUCUCUCAGGAUCCCCAAGUUGGGUGAAAAAUUCAGAACUCUAAUUAAUUUUUGCAGCAUGAUCGUUUCAUUUGUCAGCUUCACUUUAUAUUACAUUUGCUUCGUCACAGCUGUUUCACUUCGCCCUUUUGGUUAUUCAACUGAAAUGAGUACAGAAGGAUGGAUCAAUCGAUAUUCUGAACCGUUUCCUGGAAUUUACAAACUCAAUAGUGAUACUCCAACAAUCCCUUUAAUUAAUACAAGUUCUGGAAUUCAUCAAUGGUCUGCAAAAUUAACACAAUGUCAUUUAAGAAAUUAUACAGAUCCGGAUAUGGAAUUCACAAGUAGUUAUUUGAGAUUGGUCUUCGAAGUUUUAGUGAUUCUUGGAGUUCUUAUUCAAAUGUUUCUUGAUUUUCGUGAUAUCAAAAGAGCUGGUCGAAAGAAGUGGUUCAAUGUAUUAAAAGCCUUUCCAGCCAAGAUUAUUUAUAAAACAACAUAUUUUCUAAUAUUAUUAAUGAUUCCAGUUCGUUUAGCAUGUGAUCUUUCUCCAGUUCUUCUAACUAUUGAUAAUACUCUUAUAACAAUUACUGUCAUUUUCACAACAAUUCAUUAUUUAUUUUAUUGUCGAGUUAUUCGUUUUGUCGGUCCAUUCGUUCUUAUGGUUUACACAAUUAUUGCAACUGAUAUCUUCAGAUUUCUCCUUAUUUAUGGAAUUUUCCUUAUGGGUUUCUCGCAGUCAUUUUCCCUUAUCUUUUUAUCAUGUGAAAGAGAAGCAACACAAAUCAAGAAUAUUAUCAAAAAUCAUACAGAAUCUCUUAAUCUUACCGAAAAAGCGAUAUAUGAAAAAACAUUGGCAAGUAUGGAUCCAGUAACAAUUAAAAAUGCCGAAGUUUUCGAGAACGUUAUUCAAAAUCCUGUUGAAGCUUUUGUUCGAACAUUCAUCUUAACAAUUGGUGAAUUCACAGUUCUCUACAGAAAUCUGGCAUUAUGUCCAUCGAACACAAUGGUUUGGAUCGGGAAGGCUAUAUUCAUUAUGUUCGAACUUUUCGUAAGUAUUAUGCAGUUCAAUAUGUUAAUUGCUAUGAUGACAAGAACAUAUGAGACUAUUUUCCAAACACAACAAGAAUAUAAAAGACAAAAAGCACAAGUUAUUUUGAUGUUGGAAUUAUCAUUGAGUCCAAAGGAUCGAUUGGAAUAUUUGUUAAAAUAUUCGAGACCGACGGGAACAAAUAAAAGAGCGAGAAGUUUGGUUGUCAACAAAAAAGCAGUGGUAAGUGGAAAAUAUAUCACAGACUUCAGAAAAGUUUCUUAUUUUCCUAUAGAAAAUUUGAAUUAAUUCAAAUUUUCAAUCAUAGCAUUAUUUUCUUUCAGUUCAACCCCGAUUCAAAACAAGACACCGCAGCUCGCGAAGCAAAAGCCAAACAAGUUCUCGAAGAAAAGAAGGCGAUUUUGAAACGAAAAAUGAAAGAUAUGGAAUUGAGAGAAGGUUUGGUUGUUGGUGGAAUGCGGCCAGUUACUGGAUAUCAAAGAACACCAAGACUUCAUACACAAUAUUUGAAUCGGCAAGUACAGGCAAAUAAUCAAAAACAAAAUGAGGAAAAAGACAAGGACAAAUGA